CAUGCUUGAGCGUCGUAUCAAGGUAUAGGGGCUCCGUUAUGAAAUCCCAGAAUGUAGGUUGUUGGAGAGUUUUAUUUACAGACCAAAUGCUAAUUGAUAUGGGUUUAGAUGAGAGGGAACCAUUGCAGUGAAAGGUCAUGGAUUCCCCUAUCCUUCUUCUCCUUGCCCUCCUGGUCACCCUGGUCCAAUGUUUUCCUGAUGACUACAACAGUCACAACAGCACCCGUCACCAUGACUACUGUGUGCUUGGAGCCGGGCCCGCGGGCCUUCAGAUGGGUCACUUUCUCUCCAAGAGUCAGAGAGAUUACAUCAUCUUGGAGAGGAACUCGGGGCCAGGGAGCUUCUUCAAUAUAUACCCUCGACACAGGAAACUCAUCAGCAUCAACAAGAUCUACACAGGGAGGCGGAACCGCGAGUUCAACCUUCGCCACGAUUGGAACUCCCUCCUGAGUGACAGGCCUGACCUGCUGCUUCAGCGAGUCAGCCGGGAGCUCUACCCCGACGCAGACUCAUUCCCCCGCUACCUCUCCAUGUAUGUGAAGGAGCUGGGGCUGAAGGUCCAGUAUGGGGUGGACAUCGGGAAGAUCAGGGCCUCAGAGUCUGAAUCACCUAGAGGCAGGGGAUACAUACUGACUGACCAGGGUGGACUGGACUAUACAUGCAGAGUCCUCCUGGUGUCCACAGGACUGUGGGAUCCUCAGAAGGUCCAGUUUGAGGGCUCAGACCUGGUGGAGGGCUAUGAGUCCAUCCCUGUGGACCCAGAGGAAUAUAAGGACCAGGCCGUGCUGAUCCUGGGCAAGGGGAACUCAGCAUUUGAAACAGCUCAGAGCAUCCUGGGUAGGGCCAGCCGGAUCCAUCUCUAUAGCCCGAGCCCGGUCCGCCUAGCCUGGCAGACACAUUAUGUCGGAGACCUCAGAGCUGUGAACAAUGAGCUGCUAGACACGUACCAGCUAAAGUCCCUUGAUGGGCUGGUGGAGGGAGGCCUUGAGGACAUUGCUAUCGUCAGAAAUGGAGAGGAUAAAAAGAAGCGCUCAGGCAGAAAGAAGAAGUGUAGAUCCAGUGGGAAGGAAAAGCGUGGCCAGUUGUUCCUUACUCUAGCUGAGCUACUGGACAGUCCGGAUGGGAAGAACAGUUCAAAGGUCACAGCGACAAACCUGCCUGUGUACCACAAUGACAACUUCUCUCUCCGCCAGCCAUAUGAUCGUGUGAUCCGCUGCUUGGGGUUCCGGUUCAACUUCAGCAUCUUUGAUGGCUCUGCCCGCCCACCAAGCAGUGAGGGUGCCAGGGGGCGGUUGCCAGGGGUGACAGCCUGGUACGAGGGGCGGGGAACCCCAGGCCUUUUUGUUCUGGGGACGGCUGCCCACUCAAGAGACUAUCGCUCUUCUGCAGGGGGGUUCGUUCAUGGCUUCCGAUACACAGUGCGUGCUGUACAUAGAGUCCUUGAGCUGCGUUACCAUAGCAACUCGUGGCCAGCAACCAAACUGUCAAUCAGUCAGCUGCAGUCCUGGCUGUUGAGGAGGGUCAAUGAGGCCUCCGGACUGUACCAAAUGUUUGGGGUACUUGGAGACAUCAUUUUACUAAGAGGCUCUCACUGUGAGUAUCUGGAGGAGUUUCCCCUCCAGGCCCUGCCCCAGUUCUCAUCUCUGUCUGGCCACCAGCUCUCCAAGCAUGGUCUGCUGGUUCUGGUCCUGCAGUACGGGAUGAACCGCACAGACUCACUGGGCCCUGGCAGAGCAGAGUCAGAGUGGACCCGUGCCUGGAGGUCCAACUUCCUCCACCCUGUUCUAUACUACUACGACACACUUCCUACGGAGAGGGACAUGAGACACCGUCCCGUUGGCUGGCCACUGCCACGACCCAAAGCAGUGCAUCACAUGAUCGAGGACUUCUUGACUGAGUGGGAUGGGCCCAUCUCCCACAGCCAGCCACUGCGGCGCUUCCUGGAACAUUGUCUCCACACUGACCUCAGGGCCUUCUAUGCAGAGUCAUGUUUCCGCUUUUCCCUUACCAAUCGAAAGCCACCCCUGUUUUGUCGUCAGGGAUACCUGAGGAAGCAUGGGGUUGUUAGUAAUAGUCAGCUAAGGCAGCAUGCCCAUGAAGCUGGGCUAAUGCCUACAGAACAGGACUCUGCAUCCCUAGACACAGACCCAUCGUUCCCUGAUUACCUUACCCGAGCUGGAGCCUCAGUGUCCUCUGCAAUGAACCUCGACUUCUGAUUGUUUACCCAAGGAUCCCCAAACUAAGCAAAUGACAGUUUUGAUGUCCCAAGACAUUCUCUACCUCUCAUUAUAAUAUCCCAUUAAUAUAUACAGUAUAUACACUGAGUGUACAAAACAUUAAGAACACCUUCCUAAUAUUCAGUUGCACCCCCCC
Messenger RNA from Coregonus clupeaformis (lake whitefish), 2373 nucleotides. Its product is annotated as FAD-dependent oxidoreductase domain-containing protein 2-like. The record is from RefSeq and is a predicted model, not a curated record. Gene Ontology annotation, molecular function: flavin adenine dinucleotide binding; monooxygenase activity. NCBI's taxonomy places the organism in Eukaryota, Metazoa, Chordata, Actinopteri, Salmoniformes, Salmonidae. The transcript is spliced from 10 exons. The coding region runs from base 138 to 2216 and encodes 692 amino acids.